Molecule: messenger RNA, 963 nt
Organism: Purpureocillium lilacinum
Lineage: Eukaryota; Fungi; Ascomycota; Sordariomycetes; Hypocreales; Ophiocordycipitaceae
Product: putative serine/threonine protein phosphatase
Cellular component (GO): FAR/SIP/STRIPAK complex
Molecular function (GO): protein serine/threonine phosphatase activity
Source: RefSeq, a predicted model, not a curated record
AUGCCCAGCUUACCUUCUUCCGUCGACCUCGACGAGUGCAUCUCGCGGCUCUACAAGAAGGAACUCCUCGCGGAGUCGGUCAUCGAGGCGAUAUGCGCCAAGACCAAGGAGCUGCUCAUGCGAGAGAGCAACGUGGUGCAUGUCAAAGCACCCGUCACCGUCGUCGGCGAUAUUCACGGCCAGUUCUUCGACCUGAUUGAGAUUUUCAGGAUAGGGGGGUACUGCCCGGAUACAAACUACCUCUUCUUGGGCGAUUACGUCGACCGCGGCAUGUUUAGCGUCGAGACCAUCUCCCUCCUUGUGUGUUUGAAGCUACGAUACCCCGAACGCGUGCAUUUGAUCCGCGGAAACCACGAGUCCCGCGGCGUGACCCAGUCGUACGGGUUCUACACAGAGUGCUCCCGCAAGUACGGCAACGCCAACGUCUGGCACUAUUUUACCGACAUGUUUGACUUUCUCACGCUAAGCGUCGUCAUCGACAACCAAAUAUUCUGCGUUCACGGCGGGCUAUCCCCGUCAAUACACUCUAUCGACCAGAUUAAAAUUAUCGAUCGGUUCCGAGAGAUUCCCCACGAGGGCCCCAUGGCUGAUCUCGUCUGGUCCGACCCCGACCCCGAGCGAGACGAGUUUUCAUUAUCGCCGCGAGGGGCGGGAUACACGUUUGGCGCCCAGGUAGUCAAGAAGUUCCUGGCUGUCAACAACAUGUCACACAUCCUGCGCGCCCACCAGCUCUGCCAGGAGGGCUUCCAGGUGCUCUACGACGACCGGCUGAGCACGGUCUGGAGCGCGCCUAAUUACUGCUACCGGUGUGGCAACAUGGCCAGCGUCCUCGAGGUCAGCGACGGCGGAGAGCGCUUCUUCAACGUCUUCGCCGCCGCACCGGAAAACGACCUGCAUAAGGACCAGCAGCCCGGGAACGAGAAGGCGGCAGACGGAAACGCCUUGCCCGACUACUUCCUAUAG